This is a messenger RNA of Saccharomycopsis crataegensis, 1065 nucleotides long. It is a transcript of the gene IDH1, whose product is annotated as isocitrate dehydrogenase (NAD(+)) IDH1. Gene Ontology annotation, biological process: isocitrate metabolic process; tricarboxylic acid cycle. Gene Ontology annotation, molecular function: isocitrate dehydrogenase (NAD+) activity; magnesium ion binding; NAD binding. The record is from RefSeq and is a predicted model, not a curated record. The coding region runs from base 1 to 1065 and encodes 354 amino acids. Gene Ontology annotation, cellular component: mitochondrion. Lineage: Eukaryota; Fungi; Ascomycota; Saccharomycetes; Ascoideales; Saccharomycopsidaceae. The transcript is spliced from 2 exons.
AUGUUGAGAAACGUUGUCCAAAAGAACAUUGCCAGAACCUUCGCUACUGAAGCUUCUUUGCCAAAGAAAUACGGUGGCAGAUACGACGUCACCUUGAUCCCAGGUGAUGGUGUUGGUGAAGAAAUCACCAAGUCCGUUGUCGACAUCUUCAAGGCCGAAAGAGUCCCAGUCGACUGGGAAGUCAUUAAGGGUGACGAACGUGAAGACGUUGUCGACGCCGCCGUCGCCUCUUUGAAGAGAAACAAGGUUGGUUUGAAAGGUAUCUUCCACACCCCAAACGACAUUGGUAAGAACUCCCUCAACGUUGCCUUGAGAAAGCAAUUGGACAUUUACGCUUCUUUGACCUUGAUUAAAAACAUCCCAGGGGUCAAGACCAGAAUGGACGGGAUCGACAUUGCCUUGAUCAGAGAAAACACCGAAGGUGAAUACUCUGGUUUGGAACACCAAUCUGUCCCAGGGGUCGUCGAAUCAUUGAAGAUCAUGACCAAGUACAAGUCCGAAAGAAUCGCCAAGUUUGCUUUCGACUUUGCUUUGAAGAACGACAGAAAGAAGGUCACUGCUGUCCACAAGGCCAACAUCAUGAAGUUGGGUGAUGGUUUGUUCAGAACCACCGUCCAAGACGUUGGUAAGGAAUACCAAGGUAUCGACGUCGACACCAUCAUUGUCGACAACGCCUCGAUGCAAGCGGUUUCCAGACCUCAACAAUUCGACGUCUUGGUCACCCCAAACUUGUACGGUAGUAUCUUGUCCAACAUUGGUGCCGCCUUGAUUGGUGGUCCAGGUUUGGUUCCAGGUGCCAACUUUGGUAGAGAACACGCUAUUUUCGAACCAGGUUGUAGACACGUUGGUUUGGACAUCAGUGGUAAGCACGUUGCCAACCCAACCGCCAUGAUCUUGUCGUCUGCCUUGAUGUUGAGACACUUGGGUUUGCAAGAAAACGCCGACAGAAUCUCCGCUGCGGUUUACGAAGUCAUUGCCGAAGGUAAGACCACCACCCAAGAUAUUGGCGGGUCUGCUACCACCGAAGAGUUCACCAAGGCUGUUUUGGACAAAUUGGCCGCCUAA